Exserohilum turcica Et28A is the source of this 1104-nucleotide messenger RNA. RefSeq lists its product as uncharacterized. Gene Ontology annotation, molecular function: GTPase activity; GTP binding. The transcript has 7 exons. Lineage: Eukaryota; Fungi; Ascomycota; Dothideomycetes; Pleosporales; Pleosporaceae. Gene Ontology annotation, biological process: cytoplasmic translation. The record is from RefSeq and is a predicted model, not a curated record. Gene Ontology annotation, cellular component: cytoplasm. Bases 1 to 1104 code for a protein of 367 amino acids.
AUGGCGACGACCGUGGACAAGAUCAAAGAGAUCGAGGCCGAAAUGGCCAAGACCCAAAAGAACAAGGCAACCUCUUUCCAUCUUGGACAGCUGAAGGCGAAACUCGCCAAGCUAAAGAGGGAGCUUCUUGAGCCCUCGAGCGGCGGUGGCGGUGGCGGUGUAGGAUUCGACGUGGCCAGGACUGGCGUUGCCAGUGUGGGCUUCAUCGGAUUCCCCUCGGUGGGCAAAAGUACACUUAUGAGCAGGUUGACCGGACAGCACUCGGAAGCUGCCGCAUACGAGUUCACGACGCUUACGACUGUGCCCGGCCAGGUCAUGUACAACGGAGCAAAGAUCCAGAUUCUCGAUCUCCCUGGUAUUAUCCAAGGUGCAAAAGACGGCAAAGGUCGUGGACGACAGGUGAUUGCGGUGGCCAAGACGUGCCACUUGAUUUUCAUUGUUUUGGACGUCAACAAGCCGCUGACGGACAAGCGCGUGAUUGAGAAUGAAUUGGAGGGUUUCGGUAUCCGAAUCAACAAGAGCCCGCCGAACAUUGUCCUGAAGAAGAAAGACAAGGGUGGUAUUAAUAUCACAGCCACGGUCCCGCUUACUCACAUUGACCACGGCGAGAUCAAGGCUGUGCUAAACGAGUACCGGAUGGCAAAUGCGGAUGUGGCUAUUCGGUGCGAUGCUACGGUGGAUGAUCUCAUUGACGUGAUUGAAGCAAAGAGUCGGAGUUACAUCCCGGUCAUUUACGCGCUCAACAAGAUUGAUGCAAUCAGUAUCGAGGAGCUCGACCUGCUUUACCGGAUCCCGAAUGCGUGCCCUAUCAGCUCGGAGCACGGAUGGAACAUUGACGAGCUGCUGGAGCAAAUGUGGGAGAAGCUGAACCUGGUGCGCGUGUACACGAAGCCCAAGGGCAGGAUGCCGGAUUACUCUGCACCAGUGGUAUUGCGAUCAUCCGCAUGCACCGUCGAAGACUUCUGUAAUUCGAUUCACAAGACGAUUGUGGACAAUUUCAAGCAUGCCAUCGUUUACGGAAAAUCAUGCAAGCAUCAGCCCCAGCGCGUGGGACUGUCACAUGAACUGGCCGACGAGGAUAUUGUGACGAUUGUCAAACGCUAG